AAUAAACAGGAAUGCGGAGGGGCCUCCCGGGUCGGGUCGCCCCGCGCAGCGGCCUCGGGGUUAAGAACCGCCCUUGGGAGGCGGCCCUCCUCCCGCUCAGGGACUUCCCGGUGGAGCGUGGGACCUGGCGACAGCGCUCCGGAUCUGUCUGCUCCAGGACCCCGAGCAAGAAGUAAGACCACGUCUCUCCUGGUCAGUCCCCUGCGGUCCGGCUGGGUGCUGUCCUGGGAGGGAGGAGCUUCAAUGUACUCAGAGAUCCAGAGGGAGCGGGCAGACAUUGGGGGCCUAAUGGCCCGGCCAGAGUACAGAGAGUGGAACCCAGAGCUCAUCAAGCCCAAGAAGCUGUUGAACCCUGUGAAGGCCUCCCGGAGCCACCAGGAGCUGCACCGUGAGCUGCUCAUGAACCACAGAAGGGGCCUCGGCGUGGACAGUAAGCCAGAGCUGCAGCGUGUCCUGGAGCAUCGCCGCAGGAACCAGCUCAUCAAGAAGAAGAAGGAGGAGCUGGAGGCCAAGCGGCUUCAGUGCCCCUUUGAGCAGGAGCUGCUGAGACGGCAGCAGAGGCUGAACCAGCUGGAAAAACCACCAGAAAAGGAAGAGGAACAUGCCCCCGAGUUUAUCAAAGUCCGGGAAAACCUGCGGAGAAUCGCCACCCUGAGCAGUGAGGAGAGGGCGCUGUAGAGUGGCUGCUGGGCACUGCCCGCCCUGCACUCCCUGGCCCAGGCUCCUCCAGCCCCCUGCACCUGGCUGCCCGGGGCUGUCCGUGAUGUUCACACCUGCUCCCGUAGAAAUGUGUCCCCCCAGGGGGUCUGGCUCACCCUGGGAAGCUGGGGACCCUGAGCUCCCACACUGUUCCUUCCGAGCGUCCAUGUCUCCUGCCCCAAGAGGAAUUCACUGCCAGGAAAACCUUCUCCAAGGCACCCCUCCCUGAUCCUGAGCCCUGCACAGGAAACUAGCCUGGCAGAAUUGGAAAGGAAGGACAGGUCCCCUCUGUGUCCUGCCGAGUCCUCCGUUCUGCCCAGGACUGUCCACCGGGAGACUCCAGGGCCCCAUGGGGCCCUGCCUCUCAGAGCAGCCCAGCUCCUAGGCCCAGAAAAUUCUGGCUGCAGUUUUACCUGAGGUCAGGUGAGGAGCAGAUAAGCAGAGCUUAGCCUGGGUAACACCUGCUUUGAGAGCCAAUGAGCAGAGAAAGGCUAAUCUGUCCACAGCAAGGUCCCCAGGAGGUCAGAUGGUGAGGGGGGAAGGGUACUAACCCAGACAGCCUUUUAGGGUUUGCAGGCUCUGCCCAUGCCUUCCUUGUUCCUCCUCCACAGCCCACCCUACCUGGGCCUUGGAACCACACCUGGCAGGGAUACAGCAUUCCCAGUCCCAGUUUAGAAAAGCGCUUCGAAAACUUUACUGUGCAUACUAAUCACUGGGAUCUCUUUAAAACACAGCUGCCGAGACUGGGUGCAGUGGCACACGCCUGUGAUCCCAGAGACUCUGGAGGCUGAGGCAGGAGGAUUGCCAGCCUUAGCAACUUAGCAAGGCCCUGAGCAACCCAGUGAGACUCUGUCUCAAAAAAUAAAAAGGGCUGAGGAUGUGGCUCAGUGGUUAAACACCCCUGAGUUCAAUUCCCAGUACCCGCCCCCCCAAAAAAAAUUUAAAAACAGUUUCCGACUCCAUAGAUCUGGGCAGGGGCUUAGAUUCUACAUGGAUAACAAGCUCCUGUUGAGGCUGAGACUGCUGGUUUGAGGACCACCCUGAGCAAAACUGGAGGGUGCGGGGAGGUGCUCAGUGGUUCAGAUCAGAAACACCAUUCAACUCCCAUGAACCUCUGCCCUGGGGGUUCCCAAGGCCACCUCUGCAGCCCAAGGACUCUUGGUUCCUUAUCCAGCCCACCUGCAGGGACUCCUGGCCCUGGAAGACUUUGGUUUAACAAAUUCUGUUCCUCAGUGACUUGCUUUGUUCACCAGAGCUGCAUAUUAUUGCCAACUGUGUUCCUUACCCGUUUGACCACACCACUGCGCACUUCUCGCCAAAAAAAGAACAAUGUUACCUUCUCUACAACAAUGUGGAAAGCAAACAUACCAAGAUCUCCCCUAGGCUCCUCAAGGUACAAACAGUAGCUUCAAGACCCCACUGCCACAUCUGUGGCCUGGCCUCCUCAGCAACCCUUUCCAGGCUGUCAUGUGAAGAGACCUCCCCCACCUGCAGCCCCUCCAGGAAGUUCCCCCACUCUCCUUCCCCGAGGAUCCCUUCCUGGGUGAGACCCAGAUAUUCUAACCUUUCCCCCCCCCCCCAUGAAGUUUUAAAGACUUAGAGAACAAACCAGGCUUGUUUGUUUUCCCUUGAAGAAUAAAAUCCCUGCCUCGGGCUUUCUAAGCCCUUCACUAGAGGUGACAGAGAUGGGUUAGAGCUGCCCUUGGGACACCCUCUGAUAGCUUGAAGCAAAGGUGGACUUACGGGAGGAAAGGGUUUAUCCUGGUCGGGUUUCUUUUAAGUCACACAUGACAGUAGAGAGCAUUUUGACCUAUCACACAUACAUGGAGUCUAGCCUCCCAUUCUUGUGGUUGGACAUGAUGUGGAGUUUCCCUGGUCGUGUGUUCACAUAGGAACACAGGAAAGUUCUGUCCCAUUCAUUCCACUGUCUUUCCCAUUCCCACCUACCCCCCCAUCCUGGUCUUAACCCUAACUGGGUGGCUUGAGGGUGACUGAGAUGCCGUCCUUCUCCUGUGGGUGGGCCAGCAUAGGGGUGUAAGAAUAGGUACACCACCUGUGUGUGUGCGCAUGUGCAUAAGCCAAGCUUUAAAAAUGUCCCUGAAUGUGACUGUCCUGAUGAGAAUGUGGCAAAGUUAUUCUAAGUGUCUCCUGGGUGAGGCUUACGCUGAAGAUGCAUGAUUCCUACACAAAGGCCACCAGUUCCCGGAAGAAGUCACCUUCAGGGGUCAGCAUGCCAUUCAAACAUGCAAAGAGAAGCAAGAUAGAGUGUUCCAGAUUGAGUAGGACCACCCAAGGGAGCACCCGAGGUUCCACCCGGUGGUGGCCAGAGGUGCUUCUGGAAGAGGAAGCCCCAGAAACAGAAGGAUCCUCAAGCACCAUGUCAUUCAGGGGAGCCCCAGCAGACACCCUCGGUGUACUCCCCACUGAUCAGUCCCAACUCCAUCUCUCUAUCGCCUUCCACCAAGGAGGCUAUAAUUCCAGAUUCUCACUGUUCUAGUCUUCUUUGCAGUUUGGGGUGACGCUGAGACCGAGUAUGGCUAAUGACAUUUAAAUGGAAGUCUACAGGAGCUUCUGGGAAAGCUUACGCUUUUAUGAUCAAAAGAGGCAUAGCAAAUUCCUUCCCUUUGCUCCUUUCUUCUCCCUGCCUUGAUUGAGGAUAUGAUACCUGGAGCUGCAGGUGCCAUUUUGCUACAUGAGAAAAAGGCCGAGAGAAUCAGAGAGAUGUAAACCCUAUCAUCAUUUCACCAAGCCAAUGUCCUUCUCCAGAUUCUUGUAAAAAAAAAAUAAUAAUAAUCCCUGUUUGUUUAAAUCAUUGUUAUUCAAUCUCUGUUACCUGGACUCAAAAAAGUAUUUCCUAAGUGAUACAAAGGGCCAGCCCUGACUGCCCAGAAAUACCUGCAGGCCAUGCUAGAAUUCAAAUUCCAAUUUCUCAAAAGAAAAUUAUGUAUAAAAGUCCUUUAGCAACCUAUUGGCCUGGGUUUUGUUGUUGUUGGUGGUGGUGGUCCUGGGGAUUGAACCCAGGGAUACUUAACCACUGAGCCACAUCCCCAGCCCUAUUUUAUAUUUUAUUUAGAGACAGAGUCUCACUGAGUUGCUGAGGCUGGCUUUGAACUCGCCAUGCUCCUGCCUCAGCCUCCCCAGCCACUGGGAUGACAGACGCGUGCCACGGCGCCCAGCGGGGUUCUCUUUUUCUAUACCUUUUCAUUUAGCCCCCGGGCACCAGUCUGAGAGCUGGAACUUGGACAUCACUAAUGCAGUAAAUAUUUGUUGACUGCCCAUUCUGUGCCAGGAAGCAUACUAGGGGCACGCUGGGCACAGUGGAGAGAAAGUGCCUGUCCUUCACUUGGAUUACAGCUCUCCCUGUACAGCCUUUGCCUCUACUGCCGGUUCUCAACAGAGCAGCCAAAAUGACCCUGUUCAAUUUUAGGCAGAUCUUACCACUGUGCACAGAGCCAACCAUCAGGAUCCAGUCCUUCCUGCAAUCUCAAGGGUCCUAUGUGUCAGGCUCCUUCUUAACCUCUGGCCUUCCCCCCCCUUCUCCCCCUCACUCACGUAGCUCUGGCUGCCCUGGCCUCCCCACACUCUCCAGGUGCACCCCACUUCUGUGUCUUUUCCUGGGCCAGGAAGAUCCUUCCCCUUGGGAGCCACCAGGUCCACUCCCUGAUUUUCUUCAGGUUUUUGGUUUUGGGUUUUUUUUUUUUUGGAUGCUUCUUUCUAAACAAGGCCCCAUGUAAAAUGUCAACAUUGCUGGAUGUGGUAGUGCACACCUGACCUGUAAUCCUAGUGACUCCGGAGGCUGAGGCAGGAGGAUCAUGAGUUCAAGGCCAGCCUCAGCAACUUACCAAAGCUCUAAGCCACUUAGAAAGACCCUGUCUCAAAAUAAAAGUUAAAAGGUGUUGGGAUGUGGUUCAGUGGUUAAGAGUGCCCCUGGGUUCAAUCUCUGGUACAAAAAAAAAAAAAAAAAAAAACCCAAAAAUAAAAUGUCAACACCUACACACUUCCUAUUGCAGGAGUCAAAGACCUGUCAUUUCAAUAUGUCGAAUUGGCAUAGGAAACUGUAAUAAUUGAGCAACUAUAACUUCAGAAAGGGAUUCUUGACUUGUCUUUUUCUAUGUAAAGCCAUGAAGGUUCCCGAUACCAAGGCAGGAAAAGGACCUUGAGCACCAGAGCCUGGUAACUGGGGCUUCUAUGAACCUGCAUAAACACAUUGGUUGAAGUAACUCUCAUCUUCCACUAACUUAUGUGUCCCCAUUUAUAUCUUGGUGUCAGCCUGGAAUCACUACCCUCAUCCUGAAACCCACUUGUCCUGUUAUUCCUUUACAAAUGUAUUGUUCUUUGACUAAAAAUGUAUAAAAGCAUCAUGCAUUCAUCAUUUCUCGGACUUCACACUUGUAAAGAUCCUCAUGUAAAUUUAAUAAAACUCUUCUCAACCA
Marmota monax (woodchuck) is the source of this 5132-nucleotide messenger RNA. It is a transcript of the gene Fam107a, whose product is annotated as family with sequence similarity 107 member A. The transcript is spliced from 4 exons. Gene Ontology annotation, cellular component: synapse; neuron projection; stress fiber. Bases 244 to 678 code for a protein of 144 amino acids. Lineage: Eukaryota; Metazoa; Chordata; Mammalia; Rodentia; Sciuridae. Gene Ontology annotation, biological process: actin filament bundle assembly; actin filament polymerization; regulation of actin cytoskeleton organization. The record is from RefSeq and is a predicted model, not a curated record.